Messenger RNA from Fusarium tjaetaba, 1050 nucleotides. RefSeq lists its product as uncharacterized. NCBI's taxonomy places the organism in Eukaryota, Fungi, Ascomycota, Sordariomycetes, Hypocreales, Nectriaceae. The transcript has a single exon. Bases 1 to 1050 code for a protein of 349 amino acids. The record is from RefSeq and is a predicted model, not a curated record.
AUGCCCGUCCAAUUACUUCCGGCGUCGGCCGCCGCUUUCGCUCCCCGGGCUUCAUCAGUCAACGUUGUCUUGGGUUCAAAAGUCGAGCCUUGGCUUACACAGACUCUCAAGCGCAUCAACCGCGUCAAGCGUCCUCUCAACUCUGUACCCCAGCAUCAGCGGUGCCUCACCGAGACUCUCUCAUCACCAAACGCCAUAUGGACCUUGACCUCUCUCAUGCUGCCCAAGACCCCCGACUCAGACUUCAAGCGUGAUGCCAGCAACCCUCUGGUCGAGGCCAUCAUGAACUACGAGCUCGUACAUGUCGAGGCUUACAUUGUCCAUGUCGACAUGGUUCUGCGAAAUGAGGUCGCCUACAAGCUCACCAAGGACACCAUCGAUGCUCUCGUCGAGUACCACAAGGAAAUCCACUGUGUCGAUGCAAAGGCCAACACCUACGACUGGACAGACAAGGAGCAGCAAUGCAAGAAGCUUCACGACGAUUUUGUUCAAGACAUCAACAAGUUUGUCUUCCGCACCCACGUCUCUGCUCUCGAGGGCCUCGAGGAGGAGGGCGCUGGUGAACUCCUCUGUGGCAAGAGCGAGGAGGUCAAGAACUGCAUCAGUGCUCUUAUGAAGCCGCUGCUGCCUCCUCCUCCUCCUCGUGUCGUCGAAGUGGUCCGACAACCUACACUGCUCCCUAGCUCUCCUGUCAACAACAUGUGGUCGCAGCAUGGUCUUCACGGCAAUCUUGCUGCUGUUGACUCAUGGAGGGUACUUCCCUCAAGCCCCAGCGUCACAUCAUCGGCCGACUCAAACACAAGUCCUAUCUGGGCACCCAUGACCAUGGAUGAUCUGUCACCUACUCCCGCCUUCACCCAGCCUCACUCCACGGCCGGCUUCUUCUGGAGCUCGCCUCAAGUGACAGCACCCAUCCCCGCUCUCCCUCUUCCUAGUAUGCUCGCCCCUGCUCAAUGUGGUGUCGGCAUGGGCAUGACAGGAAUGGGAGGCAUGAGCGGAAUGGGAGGCUUUGGCUGGGACCGAUACCAAGAGUAUGCGACCAUCAUGUGA